Messenger RNA from Gigantopelta aegis, 225 nucleotides. RefSeq names its product sperm protamine P2-like. The record is from RefSeq and is a predicted model, not a curated record. NCBI's taxonomy places the organism in Eukaryota, Metazoa, Mollusca, Gastropoda, Neomphalida, Peltospiridae. The annotation marks the transcript as partial. The transcript has 3 exons.
AUGUCGCUGCAUUAUGACGCUGCCGUCACCACCACGCGCGCAAUGCCGCUCACGCCGUCCCACCCAACAAAGAGGGAAGGGAGAGAGGAGGAAAGGAGGGGGGAAAGGAGGGGGAGGAAGGGGAGAGGAGAGGAGAAGGAAAAAAGAGAGGAAAGAGAAGAAGAGAGAAUGAGGAGGAAAAGGAGGAGAGAAGGAAAGGGUUCAAAAGAGAGAGGAGAGAGAAGA